AUGGAGGUUGAUGCGAUAAAGGGGUGGGAAGUGAAGAAGUACAAAGGCUAUGUCGAUGUGAUUAAAUUGGUAGUUGAGGAGGUCAUGAAAAAGCUAAAGAUAAAACAUAGAUCGGUGACUGAAAAUUUAGUUGGAAUUGAUGAUCGAGUGAUGGCGGUAAAUGAAUUGUUGGAUGUUGAUUCUGGCGGUGUGCGGCUCAUUGGAAUUUAUGGCAUGGGAGGCAUCGGUAAAACGACUCUUGCCAAGUCGUCAAGUACUAAUGGCUUAAUUGAGUUGCAAAAAAAAUUAUUAUCCGAAAUCGGCCAUCCUGAAAGAGAAAGGAGCAUUGACGAAAUUGAUUAUGGAACAAAGAGGAUUGAAGAAGCACUUAACAAGAAGAAAGUUCUCAUUGUACUUGAUGAUGUUGCCAACAACAAACAAGUGAAGACAUUAGUUGGAAGGAGUACUUUGUAUCCAGGAUCUCGAAUAUUGAUUACAACUAGAAAUAAAGAUGUUUUUCGAAUCAGUAGACCAAACUAUCAUAUCUUAGAAUAUGAAAUGGAGGUGAUGAGUAGUGAUUAUGCGCUUGAGCUUUUUAGUAGGCAUGCAUUUAACAAAGACUCUCCAUCAGAUGAUUUCAAGGAACUUUCAAGGGAAGUUGUAUCUGCCACUGGGAGACUUCCGUUGGCAAUUGAAGUAAUUGGUUCAUUCCUCUUUGAGAGAAGGCAACAAAUAUGGAACGAAAUAUUGGAUAAGUUAAGCAAAGCACCUCACGAAGAUGUUUUUGGAAAGUUGAAGAUCAGUUAUGAUGCCUUAACUUUCGAGCAACAACAAAUUUUCCUCGAUAUUGCAUGCUUUUUCAUUGGUGAGCAUAUGAUGUAUGCAAUUUACAUGUGGAAAGAUUGUGAUUUUUUCCCGGAUAUAGGACUUGAUGUCCUUGUUAGCAUGUCGUUGGUAAAGAUUGUGAAAAAUGCAUUUUGGAUGCACAAUCAACUCAGAGAUCUUGGAAGGGAAAUAGUUCGUCAAGAAAAUCCAGUAAAUCCUGUAGAGCGGAGUAGGAUAUGGAUUGACAAGGAGGUCCUCGAUGCAAUAAGAACAAAGGAGAUGAAGAAGAACGUUCAAGCACUGGAUCUUUAUCUAGGCGAUAAACCUAAGGUCGCUAUUAAAAGUGAAGAGAUUGGAAAAUUUGAACAUCUAAGGUACCUCAAAUUAGUUUCGGGAACCUUCAGCGGUAACUUAGCGAAUAGUCUUACAAAUUUAAGCUGGAUUGUUUGGAGAAAUCCUCCACGCAUGUUUUUUAAGCCAGCCAACCUUUGCUUAAAGAAUGUUGUCGUUCUUGAAUAUUCAAACGAUGCCUGCAUAGGUAAUUCGAAGCUACAGAGCUUAAUCAAGAUGGCAGGAAAAUUGAAAGUUCUUUCUCUUACAAGGUGUCGCAACAUAAACAAAAUGCCAGACUUCUCCGGAUGUCCAAAUUUAGAGAGGCUUAUAAUCGAAUCAUGUCAUAAUUUGAGGAAAAUUGGUGGCUCUAUUGGGAAGUUGGAGUCUCUGAUUGAUCUGAAGAUUAGGCAUUGCCAUUCUCUUGAAGAUUUGCCAAAAGAGAUCGAGAACCUUCUGAAUUUGAAACACUUCUCUGUUGAAGAUUGUCCACGGACUCGAUUCCCAGAUUUCGUAUGGAAGUUGAAAUCAUUACGGGAGUUGCACUUUGACGAUAGACUAGAUUCAUGGGGUUUACCUAGUUCUGAGUUACCUAGUCCUGACAUUAGACUGAAUUCAUGGGAGUUACCUAGUUCGAUAAUUCUUCAGAAUCUAGAAGUGCUUCGAAUCAGUCGUUUGGGUUUAAUAGGUCAACUUCCUUCGGCAAUAGGAAGUUUGCCUAUUUUAAGAAUCCUAUGCUUGACGGGCACUUGCAUCAGUGAAGUUCCUGAGACAAUAAAUCUACUUCCUUGCCUGCAAACUCUCGAGUUGAUGAGAUGUGAUGAGAUUGAAGAACUACCGACACUCCCUACAAGUUUGAACAUUCUAAAAGUGUCAUCCAAUUCGUUACGGGUGGUCCCAGACCUUUCAAAUUUGACUAAUUUGGUUAUGUUGUACCUAUCUGAUAACUCUGGUGGGAGACAAGGAGGUAAAAUUUAUACCAGUGACUUAGGGUGGAUUGGGAGGUUAUCCAAAUUGAAUCAGUUGAACUUGAGACUUCUCAAUGUCCUUGCUCCUUGUGAGUUGGCUUCCCUUUCUCAAUUAAAGGAACUGGAUUUGUCUAAUAUGGACUUUCGACCACUCACACGACUUCCACCGUCUCUGCUAAAUUUAGGCCUUCAUGACAUAAAUUCAACCAUAUCACUCUCAUCCAAAUUAGAAAAUUUGUCACAAUUAAUUCUCUCUCGGUGUGGAGUGCAAGAAAUUCAACUCAACGGGCUUCUACUUCAAAAUUUAUCGGAGUUGUUUCUGAACGGUGGUGAAUCUCUCAAGAGAUUCGGGCUAUCAAACAUGAGGAAACUCAAAAGCGUAAGUAUAGAUUCUUGCCCAAAGCUAGUUGAGAUCCAAUUUGCUGGGGUGUUUGAAUCAUUGGAAAAUAUUUUUUUCGGAUGGUGCGAGUCCUUGGGAAGGCUAGCGUACGCGGGUGAAGUAGAGUCUGCUAAUGAGUUGACUAUUGAGGAAGGGACUCUAAUUCUUCUGUCAAGAGUAUUAUAUAAGUUGAGAUAUUUCAUCCUUCUUAGGUGCCCAAAGAUACUCCAAGUACAAGUACUUGGUGCAUCGGAAUCGUGGCUUUCAUUUGACAUCGGUUUUUGUCAUUAUUUGCGAAGUGUUCGUGGUAUAUCACACUUAAAGAAGCUCAAGCGUCUAUACAUCGGGUACUGCGAUGAGCUACAGGUUGUCGAGGGCCUUGACGAGUUGGAGCUUUUGCGGGAGUUAGUAAUUCAAGACUGCCCACAAUUGAAAAGGUCGAUUAAUGUGUCAAACACCAAAUUGCCAGAUAAGUGCCGCAUACGCAUCAGACACGGCCAGAGAUAUUCCGGGGCUCAUAACAAUUUCCGUUGCUGUGUUUUCUCUUACAAGAAUUAUAAGGAGCUUCUCUACUUCUGGUUAACGCCAGAUCCACCAUCUCUGAUCACAAGCAUUUACCGGCACUUGCUUCUCGUCACUACCCCUGGAGUUACAGAUUCACAGAACUGA
Eucalyptus grandis is the source of this 3150-nucleotide messenger RNA. Its product is annotated as disease resistance protein RPV1-like. The record is from RefSeq and is a predicted model, not a curated record. Bases 1 to 3150 code for a protein of 1049 amino acids. Gene Ontology annotation, biological process: defense response. Lineage: Eukaryota; Viridiplantae; Streptophyta; Magnoliopsida; Myrtales; Myrtaceae. The transcript has 6 exons. Gene Ontology annotation, molecular function: protein binding; ADP binding.